Chironomus riparius is the source of this 1068-nucleotide messenger RNA. Lineage: Eukaryota; Metazoa; Arthropoda; Insecta; Diptera; Chironomidae. The record is from the annotation of a GenBank genome assembly.
UAAGUUAAAUCUGCGGAUUAAAAAGUUUAUUUUUCAAAAAGGUUAAAAAAUCAUAAACAAAGAUAAAAUAAUUAAAAACUCCGAUAAAUACAUCUCGGAAGACUUCAUAAAUAGAAUAUAAAUAACAUUUGGAACAUCCUACAAUGGCUGAAUAUCUUGCAUCAAUUUUUGGAACCGAGAAAGACAAAGUAAAUUGUUCAUUCUACUUCAAAAUAGGAGCAUGUAGACACGGUGAUAGAUGUUCUCGUAUUCAUAAUAAACCGACUUUCUCACAAACAGUCUUGUUGCAAAAUUUGUAUGUAAAUCCACAAAAUUCCGCUAAAUCAGCAGAUGGAUCUCACUUGGUCGCAAAUGUAUCAGACGAGGAGAUGCAAGAACAUUAUGAUAAUUUCUUUGAGGACGUUUUUGUGGAACUCGAAGAUAAGUAUGGAGAAAUUGAGGAGAUGAAUGUUUGCGAUAAUUUGGGUGAUCACCUAGUCGGAAAUGUCUACAUUAAGUUCCGCCGUGAAGAAGAUGCUGAACGUGCAGCAAAGGAACUUAAUAAUCGCUGGUUUGGAGGACGUCCAGUUUAUGCAGAAUUAUCUCCAGUUACAGACUUCCGUGAAGCUUGUUGCCGACAAUAUGAAAUGGGUGAAUGUACACGAUCUGGGUUCUGCAAUUUCAUGCAUUUGAAGCCAAUUUCUCGUGAAUUGCGCAGAUAUUUAUAUUCUAGACGUCGUGGACGUGGUUCUCGUUCAAAAUCCAGAUCACCAAAAAGACGUGCAUCAUCAAGAUCACCAAGACCUGCUCGUCGUGAAAGAUCCAGAGAACCUAGAGAACGUGACAAUGCUGGUCGUGAAGGAGGUAGAGAUAAUAAUGGUCGUGAAGGAGGUGGACGUCGUGGACGAUAUUAAAAAAUUUAUCAAGCAUAAUAUUCAAUUGUCAUAAGUCACUGAUUUGUUUGAAUUGGUUUAAUUCGGUCAUCAUUAAUAAAAUGAGUUUAUCAAGCUAAAAAUAACGGCUGAACAAGGUUUGGAUUUCUCAACAGUUUUAUAUAAUUCAAAAUUUUUUGCAAUAAAUUAAUCAGGG